Molecule: messenger RNA, 633 nt
Organism: Helobdella robusta
Lineage: Eukaryota; Metazoa; Annelida; Clitellata; Rhynchobdellida; Glossiphoniidae
Exons: 3
Coding region: 1-633 (210 amino acids)
Source: RefSeq, a predicted model, not a curated record
AUGGCCGCCGUGCUGAAUGAAAUACUGGAUAGAAAUAAAUCGCUGGUAAACAAAUUAACAGUGUCAAAAACAAAUAAAACUGAUUGUGAAUUACAAUCUGACGACAAUGUUUCUGACGAUCGUAUGACACUCGUUCAGCACAGUAAGAAAAAAGUCAAAUCAAUAUCUUUACCGCCAACUGCUACAAAAGUUGAAGAAAAUAUCAAUAAAAAAUUACAAUCUGACGAUAAUGUUUCUGACGAUCAUAUGACACUCGUUCAGCGCAGUAAGAAAAAAAUUUUAGGAUCACUCACAACUAGCCCCCUCUUCACGGCAUCCAUUAUUAAAAAAAAAGUUUUCUACAUUGGGAAUGUCAAACUACCUGACAGUUCCAAAAUCGAAAAACACUGUGAAAAUAGAGGAAUCAAUUUGAUUUCCUGUUAUCCGGCCUCUAAACGUGUAGAAAAUGAUGAUGAAAUAAAAUACUCCUCAUUCAGAUUGUGUGUCCCGGCCGAGGAGUAUGGCAAGGUGAUGACUGCUUCAAACUGGCCUGCCUCAGUUGUCAUUCGUGAAUGGAUCUUCAAUAAAGAUAACACCAACUCCUCGAACACUCUGCCCAGUGCCAAGACAUGCAUCUGCUAUGAAAGAUGUUAA